Ixodes scapularis (black-legged tick) is the source of this 6538-nucleotide messenger RNA. Its product is annotated as zinc finger protein OZF. Gene Ontology annotation, molecular function: RNA polymerase II cis-regulatory region sequence-specific DNA binding; DNA-binding transcription factor activity. The transcript has 3 exons. The coding region runs from base 80 to 1654 and encodes 524 amino acids. Gene Ontology annotation, biological process: regulation of transcription by RNA polymerase II. The record is from RefSeq and is a predicted model, not a curated record. Lineage: Eukaryota; Metazoa; Arthropoda; Arachnida; Ixodida; Ixodidae.
GACGGCGACGACCACUGGCUUUGCUCGUCUUCUUCUGCCAGGCACUGGAGGAAUAGAGGAGGCAGUGGUACAAGUGAAAAUGUCAGCUUCUUGUGUCGUCUGUGGCUGGAUCAACCAUUACUACGGCAAAGCCGCCGCAAAUUUGUUUAGAUUUCCGUCUAAACUCAUGUAUCCCGAGAAGAGAGCCGCUUGGGUAGCUGCAGUGAGGAGAGUGCACCCGGACGGUUCGCUGUGGGAGCCGAGCCCAGAUUGCCAGAUCUGCAGCGCGCACUUCAUCACAGGGCGGCCAUCGAACUUCAAGGACCGCCCUGACUUCGUGCCCACCGUGUUCAACCACGCAAGAGCUCCCGGCGAGUCUGCAGUGCAGUCGCAAGACCCCUGCGUGGAAAGACACGAAGGAGAGGGAGCUGCACUUUUGGGAGAGACCAGCUGCCCAUUGAAAGCCACCGAGGACAUCUGGUUCAGAUGCUGUUCCUGCACCUAUGUCACCAGAAAUCAGCAUGGGAUUUUGAGCCACCUGGUUGCCCAUGGUGAUGAACAAUUCAAGUGCCAGCAUCCUCCCAUCUCAUCUGGCUCUAGAUCCCAAGUGCCCAGCAAUGCUCAAAUGUGCGGGAGUAAAGAACUUUUCAAGUGCAAGCUGUGCCCUCGAGCCUUUGCUCAGAAUUGUAAUCUCAGAAGCCAUUAUCUUACACACACUGGAGAGAAGCCUUUUAAGUGCAAGCUGUGCCCCCAAGCCUUUUCUGAGAAUUCUCAUCUGAAAAGACAUACUCAAACACACUUUCGUGAAGGGUGUAAAAAGCGUGAAAAGCCUUUUAAAUGCAAGAUAUGUCCCAAAGCCUUUUUUCAAAGCAUAGAACUGACCAGACAUAAUCAAACCCACACAGGUGAAAAACCAUACAAAUGUAAAUUUUGUCUCCAAGCCUUUGCUCAGAAUAACAAACUGAUAUGUCAUAAUCGAAUGCACACUGGUGAGAAGCCAUUUCAGUGCAAAUUGUGCCCCAAAGCCUUUUCUCAGCGUAGCAGUCUGAUCUGCCAUAAUCGAACACACACCGGUGUGAAAUCAUACAAGUGUAAGUUUUGUCCCAAAGCCUUUGCUUGGCAUUCCCAAAUGAUCUGCCAUAUUCGAACACACACUGGUGAGAAGCCAUUUAAGUGCAAGCAGUGCCCCAAAGCCUUUGCUAAAAGUUCCAAUCUCAGAGAGCAUAAUCAAACACACACUGGUGAAAAGCCAUUCCAGUGCAAGCUGUGCCCCAGAGCCUUUGCUCAAAAUUCGAGUCUGCAAAGACACAAUCGAAUGCACACUGAUGAAAAUCUAUUUAGGUGCAAACAGUGCCCCCAAGCCUUUGCUCUAAAUUCCCAUCUGCGAAGCCAUAAUCGGACGCACACUAAUGAAAAGCUAUUUCAGUGCAGGCAGUGCCCCCAAGCCUUUACUAGAAGUUCCAAUUUGAGAGCGCAUAAUCGAACGCACACUGGUGAAAAGCCAUUUAAGUGCAAGCUGUGUCCCAAAGCUUUUGCUCAAAAUUCCAAUCUGCAAAGCCAUAAUCGAACGCACACAGGUGAAAAACCGUUUAAGUGCAAGCUGUGCCCCCAAGCCUUUUCUUGGCGUUGCAAUCUGAUCUGCCAUGAUCGAACGCACAAUGGUGACAAGCCAUAAGUGCAAGCUGUGCCCCAAAACCUUGUCUCAGCAUUUCAGAUGAUUAUGUGAUUGCUGCGCUAUUUGCACCAUACUAUGCCCAAGCACUGACCCUUCUAUAUCAUAAUAUAUUUUGCCAAAAUGUGAAGAAUUUGCGCCAACAUUGAGCCAGAACGUAUUUUCACUUUAUUACCGCUGAAAAUAUAGGGCAGUGACUAUUUUGAUGUCCACGUUCAAAAUAAUUUUCAGAAUUACUUAAAACAACCAAGUCACAAAAAAAUUUUUUUUUACUCUUCACGAGCCCCAUUUGUUUGUUUUUAUUGUUUAGACGUGUCAAACUUUGAAUUUUGUAUCUUCAGAGUCCGGUUCAUAGAAACUGCAGUCGUGCAGUCGACUGAAGGUUUUGCGACGUUUUAGGUGAUGUGGAAUUCAAGUAAGCUCCUAAAAGUAAAAGUCGGCUAUCAGGCCAUACGUAACGCUUGCUAGGUUGUGCUAAAUAUUACUGAAUGUGGCGCUGUUGAUUUUCACGAUUUAUUUCAUGUUUUAAGAGGAGAAUCUCAUAUCAUAAAAUUUGCAGUUGAUUGGACAUCUGCUGUCGUAAAAUGUGUGUAUCUCGUGCAACAAUGAAGCAGACCGCAAUAUAAUCAUUUUUUGCUCUGCGAGUCGGAAAUUUUGUUGCUUAUUUGCACCGGUCAAGAAACACCAAGGAGGCAAUGUUUGCUUGCAUCUGCAACAUUUUAUUUAACAUGCUAAUCGUUUCAUAGUUAAGCUGUUCAUAAUAUGCAAACCAAGAACAAAGUCUAAAGAAUGAACUCACGAGGCCCGGCUAAAGAAAGGGCGUGAGCCAGAUGCAAAGCGGGAAUUUGUAAUAGCCGCGUCCCACUAGAGCGACAGACAGCAACAAACAACAGCGACACACGACAACAAGCGACAGACGACACCGACAGACGGCCUGUUUGUCGGAGUCCGCCGUACCACUUGGCGUACACGACACAGAACACGGGGACAAGAAAACUUGUUUCCUAGUAGGACUGGAGUUGUCAACAAAACACUUCAAAAUACACAGACAAACUGAGUCUGGCGACACGGUUUUCGUGUUUUGCUCUUUGGGCAUAAAACGCGCCGACAGACACGGUGAAAGUGGAGACGAUUACUUUAUUUCUUGAUUAAAGCUUCCGUAUUCUUCAUUUGCCGUUGGCGACUUUCUGUAAACAGUCGUGACAAUCGACACCCAACUUUUUCCGAACUAGAAUACCCGAAUCGUUCCUUUUUUUGGGUUGCUCGAGGAAUUCUAGGUGAGCACCACGGAAUUUCACGCCUAUUUUGAGGAUGUUUAUAACCUCAUAUCCGAAUGAUCGAGGGCAGGCGUUUUUUGGAGGACAGUACGGCAUCCCGAUUAUCACAGAACGCGAUGACAGUCUCUCGUCUGCCAGAAUGGCUUGCUUCGGAACGUCGUGUCCUACUUCGUGGUGAGCGGUCUUACUUUGGUCAGUUCUCGAACAUGAGUGUAUCCAUCCUGAUGCAGGGGCGUAGACCUCGGCAUCUUGAAGCACCAUCUCGCGCACCAAGUUUUCGCGAGCAAAAUCGUCCGGCGCCAGCAAGCAAGCCGCGCCUGCGACCACUACGUGCAAUCGAGGGACCGGAACUGCGGGGCCGGGAACGAGGAGUGGCCGCCAAGGGCUUCUCAUUCCGGGAGGAAGGUUAGAAGGGAGGGCCUGGAAGGCAACAGAAGGCAUAAGCGGGCGAGGAGGAUAAGUUUGUCUCCGAGACAUGUUCCUCAGUGGGACUGCUUGCUGCGUUUCAAGUCCAACGACAGACAAGAACUCGUCCGUCGUCGAUCGUUUGUCGGCGCGUGUCGGCGAUUGUCGCGGGUGUUGGUCGUUGCAGUGGGACAGCAUCGGCGACACGGAACUUUGUGGUGUCGUCGAACAAAAAUCAGUGUUUGUCGCUCUAGUGGGACGAGGCUAUAACCAUAGGAAGAUGCGAUCACACGGUAAAAGGUGGAGGUGUGGAGGUACGCAAAGUGUGCCAAGCUCUCCAUCCUGCAUAGUGUAUGCUCUUACAUUGGUUAUGUUGUGGAGGAAUGUCCAGCUUGCCUUUGUUGUGAAUUCAAGAGCUCAGAACAUAGCUGCCGGGAGUGUCAUGUCUGAAAGGAUCGGCUGUCAAGCCAGUCGAGCACACGCACGCUGAAUAAUAAGUUUUCAGUGCCAAGUAGUACGAAAUAGUGACACAUGAUUCCGUCAACACAGCGCCAACAACACCAUCAGAAACUAAACAGAACAAAACUGACGAAGCCAUGAAAUGACUACCAGUGCGACGGCAGCUGCAUUCACAGGGGACAUCGAACUAAUAAAGUCACUAUUUUGACAUUUUACGAAGUGACGUCACGGACGUCAAAAUAAUUUUAAGAGAUAAUGGUGGACGUUGAAAUGGUCACUGCCAAAAUAUAACAGAUCAGUCGAAAUUCGGCAUAUCUUUCUUUGCCGCGGUGCAUCCGGAUGCUAAGGGGAAAGCACUACGCCAAAGAAGAAUGUUACAUACAGUUUCGGGGGGGAAAACAAAAACGGCAGUUGUAUGCAGUGUGUUUAAAAAUAAUUUAUGGGAUUUUUUCCACCGCAAAAACGAACUACUCGUCGCUGAACGCUCAUUCUCCGCCCAAAGGUUCCGCUAGAGAUCGAAACCAGAUGCCAACGUUUCAGCACAAACCACUAUUCUGUUAAAAAGUUAUAAGUGAUUUUCUGAAGAUUUCAAUGGGCAAAAUCAGGCUCAUUAUUGCCCAUUUUCGGUUCCUGGCAUUAUAGAGCUCCAUGCAUUUGAGUGCUCUGUCGGUCAUCAUUUCGCCAUUGACAUUUUUAGAAAAUCACUUGCAACUUUUGAAUAAAACAUCAGUUCGGGUUGAAACUCGGUAUCUAGAUCGGACCUCUAGUGCUACCUUAGGGCGGAAAAUGAGCAUUCGGCAAUGCAUUGUGUAUUUUUAUAGUGAAAAAAAACCUGGACAUUUUUUUUUUUUCGGUGACGAUAUUCUGACGAUACCUUUUUCACAUGCAAGAUUCAUCGAGGAUACUUGAACAUUGCAAAAUAACUUUUAUGAACUGCUUUAUAUGUUUAUUUUUUGUCAACUCUCCUUCAAUUAUUACGUUUAUAUACCGUAAAAUACGGCUGAAGCUCCCACUUGGUUCAAGCACCCGCUAUUAACAAGAGGGCUAGAGAACAUGCAUGGUCAUUUGUACAGUUCCCAUCGGGCAAUUUCGCAGUGCACUGGAAUAAGUGCCCAUGCGAUUCGGAAUCGGAAAGAACAAUUCCCGUUGUGCAGACAAAACCGCCCAAGGAAUUUACGAGGCAUUUUGCAAUAGACAGCAAGGAGAAAGCAUGUGUGUCAUUGCACCGUGACUGCACCUGACAGAUUGAAUCUUUCUAUGCGAGGAGCCCGAUAGGCGAUAUUAAUAGCAUUUUUUUUUAAGAAACCUUCAGUUGUGAUUGGGUGUUUGUCUACUUCUUUGUCCCUGUUCGGCGCUUCCGUCCGACGAUGUACCAACUAGCCCAUCUUUCAAUCUUGUUAACAUUUUCCAAACUUGGGAAUUCUGCGAAUUAUUCAUUCCCCGCUCGAUUCGGCCGGACAAGCGCCCAUGUCUAGAUUACCUUACCUAGUUUUCAGUGAGUGUGGGGCUGGGUGCUCCUCUGGUAUUUUACAGUAUAUUCGGUUUGUUCAAUAGGAGAAUGAGUACAAAAAUUUAAAACUAUGUUAGCUGGAACCGUAAAUGCAAGCCUGGGAAUUUCUUGAACAAGCUCGGCGGGGGUUUUAUUUUGUUAGAAAUCAAUUAUUAUUUGCAUACUGAUGUUUGUUAUGAAGUUCUGCCUAAUAAAUUCCAUCGGUGUCCAUAGUGUUUUUUUGUUUUUUUAACAGAGGACAACUCGGGUCGAAAAUGAAAUCAAAAUAAAUGACUGAUAUUGCUUUAGUGGCAUGAAAUUUGAUCACAGCCGAAAUAUUACGUAAAAGUAAAGCUGCGUUCUACAGUAAACCGAUUUUAAAUAUACGACCAGCUGCUCUUAACGGGCGACAAGCGGAUUAGCUUUCAGUCAGACAACACUGGCGUAGCACCCUUGUGACGUCACGUCGCGGUGGAGCUGCGGUUUGAUUGGUUGCACUACAGUGUUCUAGAAGGGGUGUAGUGGCAAAUGCGGCGCUUUCCCCGUGAGGCCUUCGAAGCAGAUGCCACUGUGUGGCGCCGGUAUAGUUUCCCCGAGCAUUAGCGCUAGCGAGAUGAGGUGUCGGCUACUUGCUCGCGGUCCUAUCUUGUGAUGUUUCAUGACAGCACAACAUUUUAUCAGCUCUGCGUUCUCUUCGCGACGCAGUGAAAGGUACUGGCACGAGUAUAGUCGAAUUCCCACACCACCGAACAGGUUUUACUAUGGAUUGACAGCCCACCGAUUUUUAAUACUGUGUAAUGCACGUCCAACGCUGUUUUGACGAAAGGUGGUGAGAACUGAACUGACUUGAACUCGCUAAUACUCAAACUGUUCUUGCCUUCCUUCCCCGCACUGGCAUCUUCGUAAUACUGUAUUAAAUGACACCUGCUUUUGUGAUAUCGCUCUCUCGUGUUUAGGUGAUCACAAUAUUCUGUUGCUCUGUGCUUUUGUUCCCGGUGGUUGUUUCCGUGUUGCCUGGCUCUGCAUGUCAAAAUUGUUUGACCGUAGGUGUCAUGUACGCCAGAUGUCUUGUACUGGAUCCUGUAGAUUCUUGCUCAGUGAGUAUUUAGUUUUGCAUUGUAUAAUGGGUUUAUAUAUAUCUUCGUUGUGGAUAUUUUUUUUACUCUUGUUUGCAUUGAAUAAAUUUUGCAGAUUAUAAAUGUGUAAUCAGACACCUGUAUAAAUGUUUCACAAAUAAAGCUUGACAAUUUGAGCUUC